UCAUAUUUUUUGUCAUCCUUAAAAAACAUAAAAUAAAUUAAUUUAAAUAUUCGCUUUAUAUUCUUCUUAUAUUUGUCACUAGGUAGUAUAGAAUAUUUUUUUGGAUGGAACUAGGCAGUAUAGAUUUUAUCUAAGGUCUCCAACGGUCGAACUGUACAUCAAAUCCCCAAUUCCCCUUUGAGAGAGAAAUGAAACAGGGAAAGGGAGAAACCCUAAACCCCGAAAACUCAAAAUCCCUUGCAAACAUUUUCAAACAGAGAAAAUUGAAAAGUCAGGAAGCAAAAAUCCAGAAUGUUGAAGAAGAAAAGGCGGACGCCGGAGACGGAAAAGGGUUCUUCGCCUGCUAUCUCUUAACCUCUCUUAGCCCACGCCACAAAGGCCACACCUACAUCGGAUUUACUGUGAAUCCUCGUCGUAGAAUAAGGCAGCAUAAUGGUGAGAUUGGGAGUGGGGCAUGGAGGACAAAGAGCAGGCGACCAUGGGAGAUGGUUUUAUGCAUUUAUGGUUUCCCAACAAACGUUUCUGCUCUUCAGUUUGAGUGGGCCUGGCAGCACCCAAAAGAAUCAGUUGCAGUGAGGCAAGCAGCUGCAUCUUUCAAAUCUUUCUCUGGAGUUGCCAACAAGAUUAAACUUGCAUAUACAAUGCUCACCCUACCAGAAUGGCACAACCUGAACAUUGCAGUAAACUAUUUCUCAACAAAAUACACAAACCAUUCUGCUGGUUGCCCAAGCUUGCCAAAGCAGAUGAAGGUUGAGAUUUGCUCAAUGGAUAAACUUCCCUGCUAUACGAAGAGAGAGGAAUGUUUGCCUGAUUGGGAUGAUUUAGACAAAUGCGAUGAAGCUAGUAAUGUUGGGGAAACUGUGGAGGAAACGUGUGCGUAUGCAGCAGCUUCUACUGUUUCAGAACAUUACUUACACGGCUGUUCCGAGGCUUCUUGCGAACAAUCUGGACAGUUCAGGGAGUAUGACAGUGGAAAUUCAGAGGAUACAUCCAAUAUAGGAAUAGAUCAUAAGGAACCUUUUAUUUUUAUUGAUUCACCUGUGAGGACAGCAUCCUCAAUUCUUAACACAAUCUCCAUGGACGAGACUGUGGAAAGCACAGACAUAAGUACUGGUGAGAUACAAUCACCACGAAUAAAGCAAUUCACAAAUGCCAUAGCAGCUGAUGAAGUUGAACCACCAUGGUCAAGAGGGAGGAAACUACUGACAACAGAAGUAACUGGUGAUAAAGAUCAACUCCAUAGUUCUGGUCUUGCUCAUGAAAUUGAGGUAAUAGAUUUGUUGACUCCAUCUCCUUACGGCAGAAGUAGGACACACAGUAAGAAAAGAAGAGUUUCUUCAUUUGCUCGUGACAUCAUUGAUCUGACUUGAGUCCCCAACUUAUCUAGAUGUUGAAUGUAAAAUAGCCUUGUUCAAGAGCAAAUAAUGGGAACCAGCUAGGGCAUUUGAAUUCAGCUUUGCCAAUUUUCCUGUACAUCUCCAUGAGAUUUGAAUCAUGAAAUGGAAGAUAGCCUGCCAAUAAAACAAAUAAAACCACUCCACAAGACCAAAUAUCGGCAGCUGCUCCAUCAUAGCCUUUCCUGUUGAUCACUUCGGGGGCAACAUAGACAGGAGUACCACAAGUAGUGUGGAGUAGGCCAUCUUGGCGCUUAGAUUCUGCGAGGGCACUUAACCCAAAGUCAGAGACCUUGAGAUUCUCUUUCUCAUCCAACAACAGGUUCUCUGGCUUUAUAUCCCGGUGAUAAAC
Messenger RNA from Rubroshorea leprosula, 1746 nucleotides. The record is from the annotation of a GenBank genome assembly. NCBI's taxonomy places the organism in Eukaryota, Viridiplantae, Streptophyta, Magnoliopsida, Malvales, Dipterocarpaceae.